Molecule: messenger RNA, 1523 nt
Organism: Aedes albopictus (Asian tiger mosquito)
Lineage: Eukaryota; Metazoa; Arthropoda; Insecta; Diptera; Culicidae
Exons: 2
Coding region: 782-1336 (184 amino acids)
Biological process (GO): centriole replication; mitotic cell cycle
Cellular component (GO): centrosome; centriole
Molecular function (GO): calcium ion binding
Source: RefSeq, a predicted model, not a curated record
AUGACCGCUAGCGUACAACCGAAGCCGUUAUAUUUUAUAAGUGGUUACGUGAUGUACCGUUGUUUUACUUUUGUUUACAAAUAGAGCAUAAUUUUAGCACACUUGCGUCGGCGGCGCCAAGAAUCGACACUAGACUGUGCGAAAUUCAUUCCAUGAACUUCAUUCAUGAAAAACUGCAUCAGGAGAGCUUUCAUUGCAACUGCAGCAUCGUUUUGUACUAAAAAGCUUCUGCACAACGUGGUGUGCGUGUUGGUGCGAAGGCCCCCGUAGGCUGGUGUUGGUAUGUUUCGCAUGUUCGCGGUGCUCAACCAACCUCAAACAAGCAUCUGCUGUCAAAUCUUUUCGGACCUUGCAACAGGAGCUUGGUGGAAACGGUGCCGUCGUCACGGAUAGACACGAUACUCCCGACUGGGAUAGUGUAGAAUCGCUGUUUUUCGGUGAAAAUAGUGUUUCAUAAUCGGCAAGGUCAAGAGCAAAUGGUGCAAGUAGAAUAAGAGCAGCCGAAAAACAUUACCGUCUUUGUUCUGGUUUGUUUGGGUUGAAAGUGAUUUGAGGCAGCAAAAGUCGUGAGGAUCAGGAACGGUCGUGUAUUUCACGCAACAAAGCAACCGGGGAAGGGUCGCGUUCGAUGAAAAAUAACAAAAACUGGUGAAACUGCCUACUCAGGUUUUGUCGCCAAGACCCAACGCUAUAGCAACACAAAACGGAAUUGUAGGGGACGUGUUUCACCCAAGCACGCAUUUCAACUACUAUUCGAUUCGGUACCAUCCAAGCAAACAAUAUGGCCUCCAGUAUUGGCUCGGUUUCAACCGGAACCAAAAAAACUUCCACCACGGCAACAGGCCAAACGGCUGGCACCGGUAGGAAGAAGUCCGGUCCAAAGUUUGAGCUCACUGAUGAGCAAAGGCAAGACAUCAAAGAAGCAUUCGAUCUAUUCGAUUCUGAGGGCACCGGGAUGAUUGAUACCAAGGAACUUAAAGUGGCCAUCCGAGCCCUAGGCUUCGAGCCGAAAAAGGAAGAAAUUAAAAAGAUGAUCGCCGAAAUCGACAAAGAUGGCACCGGAAAGAUUUCCUUCGAGGACUUCCUGUCGCUGAUGACGGUCAAGAUGGCCGAGAAGGAUUCCAAGGAAGAGAUACUGAAAGCGUUCCGUUUGUUCGAUGACGACGAAACGGGAACCAUUUCGUUCAAGAAUCUUAAACGCGUUGCCAAAGAAUUGGGCGAAAACCUAACCGACGAGGAACUGCAGGAGAUGAUCGAUGAAGCGGACCGGGAUGGAGACGGCGAGGUCAACCAGGAGGAGUUUUUGCGGAUUAUGAAGAAAACUAGCCUCUACUAAAAGGGCCAAACGAAUAUUAACUUGCUUUUGCGAUUCAGAGUACCUUGAUAGAAAUUCCGAUUAAGGGAAUGCAUUUUUUUGCGUUACAAUAGUCACAAAACAACUAUCUUUAGUAAUAAGUUUCUCGCACUACUAUUUAAUAAAAUACAGAAAUAAUAAACCAGUGAUGCACUGAUCUUCGAAUCAA